Austrofundulus limnaeus is the source of this 2145-nucleotide messenger RNA. RefSeq names its product regulator of G protein signaling 2 (gene rgs2). NCBI's taxonomy places the organism in Eukaryota, Metazoa, Chordata, Actinopteri, Cyprinodontiformes, Rivulidae. The record is from RefSeq and is a predicted model, not a curated record. The transcript has 5 exons. Bases 867 to 1475 code for a protein of 202 amino acids.
AUCAUGGAUCCCUUUAAGUUCUUGAGUUGAUGUUUAUUGAGGGAGGAUCAGUUUCCUGAGCACCAGCUCAUAUUGCACAGAUUCUCCUGAAGCUUUAUUCUGACAAGGCCGAACCUUUAUCAGUUAAAUCUAGUUACAUAACAAUUCCCUAAUAUAGUCUUAACUGCGGUGCCUCAUCGGUGUGACCACAUUUUAAGUGAAAUAUUUAGCUUCUUAUUAAAACAUUGGAAUAAAACCGCUUUAAACCGGUUUAAUAACUAAUAUGAAAUGAAUGUAAAACAUCUCCUUCUGCUGAGCUCAUCUGACUUCUACUUUAAAAGGUGAGAGGAUAUGACAUCAUCACACACUGUACCAACCUGUCCUAUUGCAACAUACCAUCAUAACAGGCGUCAGCAUAUUUUCCCUGAUCCACACCUUGUAUGAGUACAAAUACUGCAGCUAGUGUUUCAAAUAAAAACAUAAACCAGUUUUUGGAAAGAAAAAAAAAAGAGGGACAACAAGUUCUGACAAGAAGUCCACUUUCACGACCAAACAUGCUGCAGACCUCCUUUCUUUUUGUUUUGACUCAACUCUUUAAAAAAGAGAGAAAAAUACAGCUAACAUGAAAGUUUUUGUUUAAACUUUACAACAGCAUUAUGAGUUUGUCACAUGCUGACCCUGAUCCUAAUUUGGGAAGCCCUYGGGGUGGAAAUGUUUAUGUAAGCGAUAGCCUUAAGCGUCACACCAGGGGCAAGCCAGAAGCCAAUCACGUCAAAGAUCUGGCACUCCAGGGCCACGCCCCCUUCUCAACAUGCCACUGUUCCUGGAUGGAGGAAAUAUAAAGCAGGCUGACAAGCCAAAGAGGGAGAAAGAGACGAGAGGGAACCAUGAAAGAGAACCUCGCCAGUGYUUCAACUCUGAACAUGGCUUUUACCGAAUGCAUGAAACCUGCUGACUUGUCUGCUGGGAAAAAGGACAUAAAGAGGAAAAACUGGAGAAACCGAAUAGGAUUUCUGCUGAAGUCAAACACUUCCCAGUCAAUACUGCAUCCCAUGAAAACCAGAUCCUACAGGCCAAGCGUUGAUGACGUGAACCAAUGGGCACAGUCGCUUGACAAACUGCUCAGUCAUAAAUACGGAAAAGCCGCCUUUCGCAUCUUUUUGAAAUCCGAGUUCUGCGAGGAGAACGUGGAGUUUUGGACGGCGUGCGAAGACUUCAAGGCGCUCACGUCACACAGAGAUCUGGUGUCCAAGGCCAACCACAUCUACGAGGAGUUCAUUAAAAGCGAGGCUCCUAAGGAGAUCAACUUGGAUUUCCACACCAAGAACGCCAUCACUGAGAGCCUCCAGGAGCCCACAGCGACAAGCUUCCAGGCAGCUCAGAAGAAAGUCUACAGCCUGAUGGAGAACAACUCCUACCCCAGAUUUAUCCACUCUGAGCUCUACAAAGAACUGUGUGCAGCAGCCAAGGGGGAGAGCCGGCACAUAAAGUCCUAGUCAAACUGAAAACCCCACACCUGAAAUCAUUUGUUUAUCGCUGCGACUGUGAACUGAGCACAGAUAAGGUUUAUUCUGAGCACCGGCUCGGGAUAAGAAGUCCUGAAUGCAAAUUCUGGCCAAAAGCGGCGGCAAGUGUGGAAAAUGCMAAGUGGAGCCAGUUUUAGUCCGUCCUGCUGAAAGACUUCAACAAGGAAGUGUGCCUGAAAAGGCUGGGAUGUUACACGAUGCUGCAGGAAGUGUGCAGAACAUUUUUUUAUAAGAUGGAACUAAGUUACAGUUUGUUUCAUCACAGGGUCGUUACCAUCAAUGCAAUUUAAUGGGUCUUGUGCAAUGAUGCAGCUCUGAGAGAACAUCGUAGCAGGGCUGCGAUGGAAGCUGAGGAGAGUUCAGAAAAGCCGACAGCGCUGUGAGAAUGUGACACUUGAAGAUUUUGUUUAGGAGUCAUGCACUGCUCUUACAAUCCGACAUUUUUUUAUGCUACAUUUGCACUGGUUUACACAAAAACGUGUACGAUAAUGUCAACAUUUCCACUCAUGACUUUACAUGGCUUGAACAUCUUGUGAAAACGUAAAUAUUGUGAAAUUACAUUAAUUGUGAUUAAUGCAUAUUUAAACUGUAGGCAGCUGGCCUGUUUGUGAAAUAAAAUGUUUGUUUUUAAUACUGAAAA